UCGUCGCCGUGGUCGCCUGCUUUUGGAGUCGUACAUUUUUGCAUGAAAAUUGCAACCAAAAAGAAUCACACUCCAUGGCCAUACGACAAUGUCCAAUGCUCGUGAGCUGGCAUUGAUCGAGAAAUGGGCUGACAUUGCCACACCGGCGACGCCGACGCGGCCCACACUAUCGCCGACCUCGCCGCGUUCCAUUGUGAAGUUCUGUUGCUGUCCGCAGCGCAGGCGCUACGAUUUGCGGCAGGCCAAGUGCAGCGGCAAGAACACGCUGCAUGCCAGAAACAUAUUCGUAGACAACGAUUUCAGUUAUAUUGAUGAUGUAGCAGCAGCGGGGCUGAACCAGCGACGCAGCCACACAGAUUGCCAAAACGAUAAGGAGUGCAGCAGCAGCAGCAGCAGCAGCAACAGCAGCAGCGAUAGCCACGAUAAUGCCAAUGAUAUCGCUGGCUCGAGAAACGACGGAAAUGUGGCGCUGAUAUUAAUGAAUCAACGAAAUCUGUCUGAACAAUGGCGGCAGGACAACAAAGGCAACAGCAGCAGCAACAGCAGCAGCGAUCUAUCUGCGGCAACUAAAACUUGCGCUGUCACAAAGAGCCCGCAGAGUGGCAAUGAGCAGCAACGACAACCAAUCCAAAGACUUAGCAAUAGCUUGCAACAGCAACAGCAACAGCAACUGCAACAGCAACAACAUAGCAAUAAGGAAAAUACGUUAAGCUACGACAACAACAACAAGCCGCGCUGUAAUUAUUGUAAAUUACCCGACACCGACGACGACGUGCCACAAACGAACAGCACUACGACGAGAAUUGAUGCAACGAAGUCGUCGCAGAAUAAAAUGACAAUUACGACAGCAACAACAGCCACAGCCAGAGCCACAGCCUGUGAGUGUGGGCAGACAACAACAGGGGCAGAGGCAGAAGAGUUUGUGGGUGCUGCCACAGAAGUGCUGUGCAACGAUAAAGCAACAUUGACAGCAGCAGCAGCAGCAGCAGCAGCAACAACAGCACCUAAGCCCCGCAUUGCAGCGCGUCCGACCACGCCCAGCCGCCUCAAGACUGUGAUCAAAACGACAAUGGUGAAGCGUAGUCCUAGCCAUGACUCAACGCAGGCCGCGGCACAUGUGUUGCCACAGUCACAGCCAAACAGCUGCAGCAACAUCGCCCAUGACGAGCCCAGACGUUCGGUUAGGGAGCGCAUCGCCGCCUUUGCGGCAGGAAAUGAGCCAUUGGGGCAGAGUGGGGCUACGGCAACGCGGCAACAUGACAAACUCAAGAAAUUAACUCAAAUGCAGUGCAAUGGAAAUGGAAAUGGAAAUGGCAAUACAAAUCAAAACAACAUGACAAGCGAUGUGAAAAGUGCAAUUAGCAGUGGCAGCAGCAGCAGCAGCAGCGGCAGCGGCAGCAGGAACUUGCAACAUCAAACGCUUAUCAACGGCAAGGCGACGACGCCGAAGGCAAUGGCAGGAGGAGUUGCAAGAGCAGCUGCCAGAACAGCAGCAGGAGCUGAAGGAAGUGCAACAGUUGAAGCAGCAAAAAGCGCAGCACAAGGAGCAGCAGCCACUGACGCGACGCGCUACAAAUCGGGAUUAAGUGAUGCGACGGGCAACGUUGCAGACGUUGAUGGCAACACGAUGGCUGCUGCCACAACCACGUUUGUGCCAAGUGCUGCAAGCGUUUUUAGCACCGGUUGUGCAACCAUGCCGCGCACUCGCCAAUACGGAAGCAGUGCCACAGCAGCAGCAGCAGCAGCAGGCGCAACAACUCCAUGCAACACCAUGACAGCUGAUAAGAAAUUCUUAAGCCAGGCGGCGCCGUCGCCCGUUGCUGCCAGCGGUAACACGGCGCAUCUGCAGCAUAAGCUGCAAUUUGGGGAUAAGGCUGAGUCCAAACUGGCCGCCUUGGACAACCUCGACUUGGCGCACAGUCUCGACCUGAUGGACGUCGAUGGCGAUGAUCCCUACGGGGCUUUGCAGGAAUAUCUGGAGCGUGUCAAGCGUGAGAUCAAUGAGGUCUUUGAGCUGCGAAAGGUACAGCGCCGCGAGCAGCAGCUCAGGGAGCAGCUGGAGGCAGCCACGGGAACAGCAGCAGGAGGCAUGCCGCUUGAUGAAUUGUCUCGUUCCACGGAAUCAGAUAGCGGCUUUGACAGCAGCAGCACCACAGCAACGACAGGGGGAGGCAGAGCAGCCACCAGGCCAGUGACAACUAAACUUCGGGCAUUGUCGCCACCGCCCCUUGGCGGCGCCGCCGCUCCUGCCCCCUUGGAGGAUGUCAACAUUUGGGCGUGCAAAUUUCUACGUGAUCUGGACAGCCUGAUGGCCGGCGAUAAGCUGCCACCGCAUCUGGCCCGGGCCCUAGUGGCCACAGGUGCGCCCAGCCAGCAGCCCACAGGCCCACGGACAGCGCCCAUGCUGCUGUCCGCAGCGGCCACAGCGGCCAUCCAGAGUCGCUUUGGCAAGGGCUCAUCCAUCACGGAACAGCAGCAGCAGCAGCAGCAGCAGCAGCAGCAGAACGGACUUGUCUUGAAACCCGAGAAGCACGCCACCAUUCCACUGCAAUCGUUUAACCUUGAUUGCGGACGCAACGAAGCGACGAUGUUGCCAGCCANGUCGAAUGUUGCCUAUAUGCGCACCCUAUCGGCGCCGAGUGGCCAUGGAGGAGCAGGCACAGUCGUGGCUCCAGCCAGUCAGCGCAAGAGCCUCGCUGGCGGCACAUUUAAUGGCCAUGCCAUGCAGACAACAUCGCCGACGACUCAUAAGCUGACAAAUUUCCAAAGUGCAUUGAAAAUCGAGGAGCUGGCAGCGGCGGCAACAGGUGAAUCGAUGACAGCAGCGACCACCACCAUCGAGGAGGAUUUGAAAUCUAGGCGACAGCGUCAAUUGAGCAGCGGCAGCGACAUGGAAACAAUGACUGCGACUCCGACUCCCUCUCCUUCCUCGAUUGUGGCCUCAUCUAUGCCCAUGUCGAUGCCAAAACGGGUGGCCAUUAAUCAUGCGGCAGCGACAGCCUCCUCAUUGAUGAACAGAAAUGCCAUCAGCCCAACGCCAGCAGCCGCGACAGGAGCUGCCGUUGGUGCUGUGGCAACCAAAGGUACGGCCACGCCCGGCUAUCUGGUGGAUGUGACCAAAAAAGGAUCCACAUCAACAAUUUGGACAUCCGAGGAGUCGAUACUCCGCAGCGUUGGCGCCGUCGAUGAAGACAACAACUCCACUUCAUCAUCAUCGGCCUGCGAGGAGGCAACAGGUGUGCUCAGUUCCGGCAAGUCGGGCAUCUCGCUGGACUCCUCUGGCCUGGACAAUGACAACAAUGAGAGCGGCAUUGGCACAGCCACACCGCCCAAGGACAUGUCCCACUGGAAGAGCCACCAUCUGCAGCACCACCACCACCACCACCACCAUCAUCAUCAUCAUCGAGCGGGCGAUCGCAGUGGCCCGGACAACGAGUCGGUGAGCAGCUUGGAGGCGCUGCGCAAGAUGAAGUUCCAGAAGAGCGGCUCGGUGGCCUCCUCCGAUGAUCCGGAUCUGCUCGAAGUGCUCAGCCAGUGCGGCAGCGGCGGUGAGGCGGAGGCAGAGGCAGAGGCAGAGGCGGCAAACGAGUCCCAGGACGACAUGCUGGAUGAGCGCAAGCAAAAGUCCAGCGGAGGCAGCAGCAAGCCCAGCGAUUACGACGAGUGCCACGAUGAGUUCGAUCUGGGGCAGCACAUCUGCGACUGCGACUGCACGGACGGCGAUGCGAGCAGCGCCAGCGGCGGCGGCACUGCCUCCAUGGCCGCCACGCCCGUGGUGCUGCGCCGCAAGUACAUCGCCCCACCGCCCAUUCUCGUGCCCUGCGGCGGCAGGCAGCGCAGUCAGCGGAGUCACUCGCUGGACCACUAUCACCAGCAGCUUCAUCUGCUGCAGCCGCGCAAGCUGCUGCCGCGCCACGCCAAUGCCAGCGGCCACAAGGAGCGCGCCCAGCUCUCCCUGGCGCUGCGCCAGGAGCCCUUCCAGUCGCUGCUCUCGCCCACGGCCACGACGCUCACGCAGCUGCAUCACUUCGUGGAGCUGCCCUCGCCCAGCAGCGCCUCGCUGCACAGCAAUCUGGGCGACUCGGGCGGCAUCCCAGAGCUCACCACGAAGUCCAACUCGGCGCCGCUGCUGCUCAAGGAGCGUGAGCUAAGCAGAAGAUACGAUGACUUUGCUGCCCAUCAUUUGACGCUGCGCUAUUCUCGUUCGCAGAGUGAUCGCUAUUUAGCAGAAAUCGAAGCCGUGGAGGCCUGCAAAUGGCUGCGUGCUGCAGGUUUUCCGCAAUACGCCCAGAUGUACGAAGUUCAUCAGUUUCCGCUUGACUUGAAUAAUGUAGCCAAAGAUCACACAAAUCUGGAGAACGAUCAGCUGCAGUCGCUGUACCGGCGGCUCUGUGUACUCAAUCGCUGUGCCACCAUGCGGCUGGAUCAGUCGCACAAGCCGCAAACACCGCAGCCCAAGGAGGAAUCGGAUGAUGAAAACUUUGCUCUAAGCGAAAACUGGACAUUCCAACCGCACAUUCGACGCUGGUCGCGCAUCGGGGAGAUGGGCCUGGAGCUGCCGCCGCCGGGCUCGCUGAAUCUGGAGAAGACCGAGAGCUCCUCGAAGGAGUCCAGCCCGGACCGCUUCGAGGACGAUGGCUACGAUUUGGGCGGUGCUGGCAUUACCCUGAUGAUCCCUGGCUGCAGCAGCAAGACCUCCACGGGCACCACCGAUGGCUCCUCGCUGGGCGAUGGCUCCGAUUCGGCUGGACGACUGCGACGCAGUGGCAGUGAACGCAUCAAGGACGGUGCCAAGGCCUUCCUGCGGCGCGUCGAGUCCAUCAAGUCGCGACGGCGCAAGCGCCAGAAUCGCGAGAACGUGGUCAUCAGUGGGCCCCAGGUGCUGGACCUGUCGCAGCUGGGACAGCGGAGCAGCCUCCGCAAACCGGAUGCCGUCUACUCCACCCCGCCCUCCCCCUCCGCGCUGAGUCCCAUGCACACAUUCCCCAAGGCGCCGUUCUUCGGCAACGAGCUGAAGGUGCCCAGCCACAGUGAGAAUUUCCUCAGCCCGAAUCGCGCCAGUCCGAAGCGCACCCCGACCACACCCCGCUCGAUGCGCACCAGUCCGCUGCACUUCUUCUCGAAUCCCAUGACGCAGCUGAAGGAGGGCAAGUCGGAUGACUCCUCGUCGUACUACAGCGACAGCCAGGAGUCGUCCACGGGCGGCAAGCUGUCGCUGCGCAAACCCUCCAAGGCGCGACGCUUCCUGCAGCGCUCGGGCAAGGUGGACGACAUCGGCGCUCACUCGGACUCCGAGUGCCACCAGGGACGCAAGCUGCUCAUCAAGGAUGCCAACUCCAACACGACGGAGGUGAAGAUCAAGAAGCUGACACGUGGAGGGUCCCUGAACCUGGGCAAAGAUGUCAAGAAGCGGGAUGGCUUCCGCACUUCCUCGUUUCGCUCUCGCAGCACCACCCGCAAGGAUCCCAAGAACGACGAGGAACAGGGCGGCGGUGGUGGAGCCAGCAAUGGCGGGGGAGGCAGUGGAUCAAAGCGACAGCCAGUGGUGCGCUGGCACAGCUUCCAGAUGGAGGAGCGCCCCAACAUGAUCUUCCGCAAGUGCUUCUCGAAGAAGAUCGAGCCGGUGCAGGAGGAUGCAGGCAUUCCAUUUGCCGCCAUGUCGGCGGGACAACUCCAAAUCAUUCGCAAACUGGCGCUGGUCACGCUCACCGGCCACAUGGAGCGCUACUGUCCCACCCAUCGCUCCGGCUGGAACUGGGAGCUGCCCAAGUUCAUCAAGAAGAUCAAGAUGCCGGACUACAAGGACAAGAAGGUGUUUGGUGUGCCGCUCCUCCUCGUGCUGCAACGCAGCGGCCAGACCCUGCCCAUGGCCGUGCGCGCCGCCUUCCGCUGGCUGCAGCUAAACGCCCUCGAUCAGGUGGGACUCUUCCGCAAGAGCGGCGGCAAGUCAAGGAUCAUCAAGCUGCGGGAACAGAUCGAAGUGAGUGAGUCCACGGUGGAGUGCAUGGAUGUGUUUGAUCUGCAGCAGGCCUACGAUGUGGCGGACAUGCUGAAGCAAUAUUUCCGCGAACUGCCCGAAUCUCUGCUAACCACCAAGAUGUCCGAGACAUUUGUGGCCAUCUUUCAGCAUCUGCCCGCGGAGGUGCGUCUGGAUGCGGUUCAGUGUGCCGUGCUCCUGCUGCCGGAUGAGAAUCGGGAGAUCCUUUACGUUCUACUCGAAUUCCUCACCAUCGUGGCUGGCAACUCGCAGCAGAAUCAAAUGACCAGCAACAAUCUGGGCGUGUGCCUGGCCCAGUCCAUUUUCCACUCCUCCAUUUCCACGGGCUCCGCCUCGGUCUCGGCAUCGCCACGCCGCAAGGGCAAGGGCACCGGCAUGCCGGACAUGAAGGAGCUGGCCGAGGCGAAGGCCUCGCACGAGUGUCUCUCCUUUAUGAUCGAGCACUACAAGCAGAUCUACACGGCCGGCAAGGAGAAGCUGAGCAAGUGCAACUUUAGCUACAUGGAAGAGUCGAAGCCGGUGCCACUGGAGGCCCUGGGCGAGGGCAUGCAGUUCCACAAUUGGCGGGGCUAUCUCUACGAGUGCACCAGCGCCACCAUCAAGGAGGGAAGAGAGAAAACCCGGGGCUGGUUCAGCAUAAAUUCGCUCAACGACAGCAGCGUGGACAUUGCCUACAAAAAAGUGGGCGAUGGUCAUCCGCUGCGUCUGUGGCGCUGCUCCACGGAGAUUGAGGGACCACCAAGGGAGGUCCUCGAGUACGUGAUCAAACAGCGCGCCUCCUGGGACAUCAAUUUGCUGCAGUGUCAGACGGUCAAGAAGCUGGACGAUCGCACAGAGAUCUAUCAAUAUGCGCUGGAUGGACAGCUCACCACGGACUUUUGUGUCUUGCGCUCCUGGCAAACGGAUCUGCCACGUGGCGCCUGCGUCAUUGUGGAGACAUCCAUAGACAAUGCCAAAGCCAAACCGCUGUAUGGGGCAGUACGCGGCGUUGUCCUUGCCUCGCGCUAUCUCAUCGAGCCCUGUGGCAGUGGCAGAUCGAGAGUCAUGCAUCUGGCCAGAGUGGAUGUCAAGGGCAAAACACCGGAAUGGUACAACAAGAAUUAUGGACACAUUUGCUCCCACUAUUUAUCCCGCAUCAGGCUGGCCUUCAAGCACGUUGCCGAUGGACCCGAGAGCAAGGUCUAAGUUGGCAAUAUAAACGCACAAAAUAUAGAUACAGCUAUGCCGAAUUUAUUGGCGGUUAUUCGUCGCAAAAUUGACGCAUUUAUUACAAAAAGAAAAGCAACAAAAAGUAAAUAGUUAGCCCCCGAGUACCCCCAGUUCGAACAACCCAACGAUUACGCAAUUAUCCAUAAACCCAACGGACCAUAAAGAGCUUAAAAAGAGAGAGAGAGAGAGAGAGAGUAAAGGAAGGGAAAGAGAGAGAAUAUAUUCUUGUACAUAGUUUAGUUUUAUAAAUAUCAAAGAGCAGGCAAAAAAAAGGUUUUCUUCAAUAUCUUUUUUCGGUUUACGUUUUAGUUUAGUGUAUUAUAUUUAUACGUGGUCCUAAUUUAUAUAUUAUCUAUGCAUACCCUAGCUGUACGACACUUGAAAUCUAACAUCCAAAAUACUCAAUACACAAAUAUCACAAAAUAUAUCUGUAAUGAUUUCUGUAGACCCCCAAGCCACACACCCAGAAAUGUCUUUUAAUGUUAAUUAGUUUUUAGUCUCGGCAAAUACGUAUGUCUAACAUUGCAAUUAUCCCUAGAAGAGCGUGAAUUAUUUGUGCAUAAAAUGGUUCAAGAAAAUCUAAAAAGAAAAUACAGCAAAAAGGCGACGAUUGUGCACGGAAAAACCCUGCAAAUUGUGUAAAGAAAGAAAGAAAAACCUUCAAAUGUGUAAAGCAAAUUCAACUAGUCAAAUUUUAUAAACUUAAGUUAAACUAAACUACUAACUAACGCCUACACCUACACCUACACCCAAAAAUACACUCACAUUAAGCAGGAGUUCAAUUGCCACUCAAUAGUUUUUGUCCAGCGUUGAUUUGGUAUGGUAAAUACUUAUAUGAUUGAUUGAUUGAUUGAUUGACAAACUAUUAUGUAAAUGUGUCUGUUAAGCGAAUAAAUUAUAUGUCUACCCUAUUCGCGUUAUUAUCCCUAUCAGUAGUAGUCUUACGGCGAGCGCAUUAUAUGAUAACUCAAAUAUAUAAAGUAUAACAGCAUAAAGGAAACCGCAAUAAAAACGUACAUAAAUGC
This is a messenger RNA of Drosophila guanche, 8232 nucleotides long. RefSeq lists its product as uncharacterized. NCBI's taxonomy places the organism in Eukaryota, Metazoa, Arthropoda, Insecta, Diptera, Drosophilidae. The record is from RefSeq and is a predicted model, not a curated record. Gene Ontology annotation, biological process: actin cytoskeleton organization; regulation of Rho protein signal transduction; signal transduction. Gene Ontology annotation, molecular function: GTPase activator activity; lipid binding.